AGGAGACGAGUGAUUGUUGACUUAUACCUCUCCGUUAAAGCUUGAGCACCUUCUUCGUCAUCUCUGGUCACUCUCCGUUUGGCGCCAUGUCAGCCUUGUCUGUGAUCGAACAACGAUUGUUAAAGUGGGACAAGCUCGCGUCUUUAGUACCCAAACCAAAGAAACCUCUGUUUCCGAUUGAUCGUCUUAACGAGCUUUUGAAAGCCUGUGCUAAUUCAAGUUAUCUAAGAACUGGAGAAUCGAUUCACGCUCAUUUGAUUGUUACCAACCAAUCAUCUACAGCUAAAGACGUGUAUCAGACCACUUCUCUGAUUAAUCUCUAUGUGAAAUGCAGAGAAACUGUUCGUGCACGCAAGGUGUUCGAUUUAAUGCCUGAGAGAAAUGUUGUUUCUUGGUGUGCGAUGAUGAAGGGUUAUCAAAAUUCUGGGUUUGAUUUUGAAGUUUUGAAGCUUUUUAAAAGUAUGGUUUUUUCUGGUGAAUCGAGACCUAAUGAGUUUGUAGCUACUGUGGUUUUUAAAUCUUGUUCAAGCUCUGGGAGGAUUGAAGAAGGUAAACAGUUUCAUGGUUGUUUUCUUAAAUCUGGUUUGAUGUCUCAUGAGUUUGUACGGAAUACUCUUGUUUACAUGUAUUCUUUGUGUUCGGGCAAUGGAGAGGCUAUACGAGUUUUGGAUGAUCUUCCUUAUUGUGAUCUUUCUGUGUUUAGUUCAGCUCUUAGUGGUUAUUUAGAGUGUGGUGCUUUUAAAGAAGGGGCUGAGGUUUUGAGAAGGAUGGCUAAGGAAGAUUUGGUUUGGGACAACAUUACGUAUUUGUCUUGUUUACGGCUUUGCUCCAAUCUUAGAGAUUUGAAUUUGGCUAGGCAGAUUCAUAGCCGAAUGGUGAGGUUUGGUUUCAACUCUGAAGUUGAGGCAUGUGGUGCAAUCAUUAAUAUGUAUGGGAAAUGUGGUAAAGUCCUAUAUGCGCAGAGAGUUUUCGACAAUACACACGCUCAAAACAUUGUCUUGAAUACAACGAUAAUGGAUGCUUACUUCCAGGAUAAGUCUUUUGAGGAAGCUCUGAAUCUGUUCUCAAAGAUGGACACUAAAGAGGUUCCCCCGAAUGAGUACACCUUUGCUAUUUCGUUGAAUUCAAUUGCAGAGCUUUCCCUUCUAAAACAUGGCGAUCUUCUACAUGGGCUUGUUUUAAAAUCUGGUUAUAGGAACCAUGUAAUGGUGGGCAAUGCAUUGGUUAACAUGUACGCUAAAAGUGGCAGCAUUGAGGAUGCAAGGAAAGCAUUCUCAGGCAUGACUUUUAGAGAUAUAGUUACUUGGAACACAAUGAUAUGUGGAUUCUCACAUCAUGGAUUGGGGAGGGAAGGGCUUGAAGCCUUUGAUAGAAUGAUGAUUGCUGGAGAGAUUCCCAAUCGCAUAACUUUUAUCGGCGUUUUGCAGGCUUGUAGCCAUGUUGGUUUUGUGGAGCAAGGGCUUUAUUACUUUAAUCAGCUAAUGAAGAAAUUUGAUGUUCAGCCUGAUCUACAGCAUUAUACAUGCAUUGUUGGACUUUUGAGCAAGGCUGGAAUGUUCAAGGAUGCUGAGGAUUUCAUGAGAACAGCUCCGAUUGAAUGGGACGUUGUUGCGUGGAGAGCUUUGCUAAAUGCUUGUUAUGUUCGCCGGAAUUUUAGUUUAGGAAAGAAGGUAGCAGAAUAUGCCAUUUAUAAGUAUCCAAACGAUUCUGGAGUUUACGUGUUGUUAUCCAAUAUCCAUGCCAAGUCAAGGGAGUGGGAAGGCGUGGCAAAAGUGCGUUCUUUGAUGAAUAAUAGAGGUGUUAAGAAGGAGCCUGGAGUCAGCUGGAUAGGGAUACGGAAUCAAACCCAUGUGUUUCUUGCAGAGGAAAAUCAACACCCCGAGAUUACGCUGAUUUAUGCAAAGAUUAAGGAAGUUUUGUCAAAGAUUAGGCCAUUAGGGUAUUCUCCUGAUGUUGCUGGAGUUUUCCAUGAUGUCGAUGAAGAACAGAGAGAAGAUAACCUCUCUUAUCAUAGUGAGAAGCUAGCUGUGGCAUAUGGUCUGAUGAAAACGCCAGAGAACUCACCAUUGUACGUGACUAAAAACGUGAGGAUAUGUGAUGAUUGUCACUCUGCAAUUAAGCUUAUCUCGAAGAUCUCAAAACGAUACAUAGUUAUCAGAGAUUCCAAUCGGUUCCAUCAUUUCCGAGAUGGUCAGUGUUCUUGCUGUGAUUACUGGUGAAGAUAUAAACCAAAGGUUGAACUAGUGUGACGUGGAGCUCUUGCGCCUCCUCUAUUGCGGCCUCAUGAGCUUUGGUUAUCGUAAGUAGUAAUAAAAUAAGUUGCAAUUC
This is a messenger RNA of Arabidopsis arenosa, 2328 nucleotides long. Lineage: Eukaryota; Viridiplantae; Streptophyta; Magnoliopsida; Brassicales; Brassicaceae. The record is from the annotation of a GenBank genome assembly.